Molecule: messenger RNA, 1551 nt
Organism: Camellia sinensis
Lineage: Eukaryota; Viridiplantae; Streptophyta; Magnoliopsida; Ericales; Theaceae
Source: RefSeq, a predicted model, not a curated record
CCCCAUUUUACUUGGUCUUAGCUCUUCCAUGCCCCAAUAGAAGUGACUCGUGAAUGGCCUUCCACACCUCAUGACUACCCUUCCUCCUCCUAUAAAUGGACUCCUGCCCUUCCUUUCUCUUCACUAACCAUAUGAGCUCUGAGAGAGAGAUACACAAUACACAAUACAAAUCAAGGGUCUGUUUUGCUUUGCUCAGUUAAGCUAAAAAAUACUCUCUCUUCCAUAUAUCAGAAAACAUACAGUAUGGGAGGAUCUGUGAAGCUCAGGAGGGAUAGCGCCAUGGACAAUGACUAUGAUUGUUGUUCUAAGGCUUUGUUUGGUUGUGUUUUAAUUUUUAUGUCAAUCACUACUGGCGCUAUCUAUCCUGAGUUUCACGGGUUCUUCUUACUAUCUCUGGUCUCUCUGGUUGCAGAUUUCGGCCUUAAAAGGACGUUUUUUGUCAUCUGGCUUGUAUCUCCCUUUCAACGUUUCUGCCUUCUUCAUCGUCUCUGCAACUUUCACGUGAAGCUCAUCUACAUCAGUCCUUCAGAUUCAUCACGGGUGGCUUCUCUGUAUCAAACAUCCAUACUUCAAAUUCAUCACGGGUGGGUUUCAAACUCAUUUUAUAAAGAAUGAAUCCACCCAACUCGCUCUGUACUGGUAUCAUAUUUCACAAAUCGACUAAGUUACGAUUUGUGCGUUGCGGACGAUUCUUAUUAUGGGCAACCAAACAACGACGACUGCGAGGUCAAAUUUAUCAAAUUUAUUAUCGAAUCCGACGAGCAAACAGUGGCAUAUUCAAUCAGUAUACACAUUCCGUCACCGGCGAUAACUAUUCAACUCCCACUGAUCUGACUAGCAGAAAUGUGAAGAAGUUUAGGAUAAAAGGGUUUGAAUAUUUUCAAGAAAUUGCAGAAAUUGUUGAAAAUUGUUGUGCCACAGGGGCCCUGUCUCGUGCAUCCACACAAGGACCCCUUGACUCAGAAGAAGAAGAUGACAUGUUAAAUAAAUUUAGAACACUGAUGCUGGUGGGAGUAACGCUGGUGGGAGUAAUGCUGCUGAGGCCAUUCCUGUUGACUUAUUCAGGGAUGAGUAUAUGGAUUCAGCAAAGGGCAAAGGUCACAAGAGCGGCCCUGCAACUAGCCAGACUGGCAGUGAUCGUUCCAAAAAAUCACGGUCAAGUGGGUUUGAUGCUGUGUGCGCAGCUUUUACAUCCUAUGUACAAGCCAAAACAGGACAUUCACGUGCACGAGAAAAUGAGACUGAGGCUGUAAGUGCAGGUGGUGAUGAUUAUUCCCUUGAUACAUGUCAAGAUGCAUUGCUUGAGCUUGGGGACAUACCACCGUUGCAGUACGUUAGGGCACUGACACUGUUCAAGGAUAAGGAAUGGCGAAGGUUUUUUAUGCACACUCCUACCCAUUUGCGCCUAGCCAUGAUUCUCGCUUUGCAGUGAACUGAGAAGUUCUGUGUUGCUUGUGUUAGCAAAUCUUCUUCACUGAACUGUUUGAUGAUUUCAUUAUUCCUGAUUUGGUUUUUUUUUUUUUAUUCCAUCAUAUCCUCUUUCCUUUUCUA